Messenger RNA from Electrophorus electricus (electric eel), 4456 nucleotides. It is a transcript of the gene cpne5a, whose product is annotated as copine Va. Gene Ontology annotation, biological process: cellular response to calcium ion. Lineage: Eukaryota; Metazoa; Chordata; Actinopteri; Gymnotiformes; Gymnotidae. The record is from RefSeq and is a predicted model, not a curated record. Gene Ontology annotation, molecular function: calcium-dependent phospholipid binding. Gene Ontology annotation, cellular component: plasma membrane.
UAAGUGCAUUCUUUCACAUUCCUCUGUAACAUUCUUGGCAUCGGUCUCACUUCCACUUUGUUCGGUUUUAUUUUGCAGAGCGUAUCAAGGCUGAGUCUGUUCACCGUCAGCGCAGAUAACUAUUCUCUCACGCUCUACUGCGCUCCGCGUGCGUAUCCGCGCCUAGCCUAAGGGUAAGUCGAAAACCUCCAUUCGGAGCCAGCGCAGUGAAACUGUGCGAGGUGGACAACUUCCCCGCAGUCCCAGCGUCCAUGGAGGGAGAUGUUAUGGACAAGCUGGAGGAAAUGGCCUCGGUGUGCGAGUUCGACCCCAUCACCGGGAAUAUCCCCGCCACUAAAGUGGAAAUCUCCGUCUCUUGCAGAAACCUAUUAGAUCGAGACACAUUCUCCAAAUCCGAUCCAGUGUGCAUCCUGUAUACUCAGGGAGUGGAGUCGAAGCAGUGGAGGGAGUUUGGGAGGACGGAAGUGAUUGACAACACGCUGAACCCCGACUUUGUGAGGAAGUACAUUUUGGACUACUUCUUUGAGGAGAAGCAGAAUCUGCGGUUCGACAUAUAUGACAUUGACUCCAAAAGCCCUGAUCUGGCCAAGCAUCCCUCCGAAUUCAACGACUUCCUGGGUCAGACCUUCUGUACUCUGGGGGAGAUUGUGGGUUCGCCAGCCAGUCGUUUGGAAAAGCCUCUUGGGGGUAUUCCAGGGAAGAAAUGUGGCACAAUCAUUUUAACGGCAGAGGAGCUCGGAAACUGCAGGGACUGUGCCACUAUGCAAUUCUGUGCCAAUAAGCUGGACAAGAAAGAUUUCUUUGGUCGGUCAGACCCUUUCAUGGUGUUCUACCGGAGUAAUGAGGAUGGAACGUUUACUAUUUGCCAUAAGACUGAGGUGGUGAAGAAUACUUUGAAUCCUGUAUGGAAACCUUUCAGUAUCCCGGUUAGAGCCCUCUGCAAUGGAGACCAUGACAGGUCAAUUAAGGUGGAAGUGUAUGAUUGGGACAGGGAUGGCAGUCAUGACUUCAUUGGGGAAUUCACCACUAGCUACCGGGAGCUAUCACGGGGACAGAGUCAAUUCAAUGUUUAUGAGGUGGUGAAUGCCAAAAAGAAAACGAAGAAAAGAAGAUACAUAAACUCUGGAACAGUGACAUUGCUCUCAUUCUUGGUAGAGGCAGAACAUACUUUUCUUGACUACAUCAAGGCAGGCACUCAGAUACAUUUCACUGUGGCCAUUGAUUUCACAGCUUCGAAUGGGAAUCCGUCUCAGUCCACAUCUCUGCACUAUAUGAAUCCAUACCAGAUGAACGCAUAUGCCAUGGCUCUAAAGGCAGUAGGAGAGAUCAUCCAGGACUAUGACAGUGACAAGAUGUUCCCUGCACUGGGCUUCGGUGCCAAGUUACCCCCUGAUGGGAGGGUGUCCCAUGAGUUCCCCUUGAAUGGCAAUGUAGAUAACCCAUACUGCAAUGGCAUGGAGGGUAUCCUAGAAGCUUACCACCAGAGCCUUAAGACAGUUCAGCUCUAUGGGCCAACCAACUUCGCCCCAGUCGUCAAUCAUGUGGCAAGAUAUGCAGCAGCGGUGCAGGAUGGUUCUCAGUACUUUGUCCUCCUCAUCAUCACUGAUGGAGUCAUAUCAGAUAUGGCUCAGACUAAAGAGGCCAUAGUCAACGCUGCUAAACUCCCCAUGUCCAUUAUCAUCGUUGGAGUUGGACAGGCUGAGUUUGAUGCCAUGGUUGAGUUGGACGGUGAUGACAUCAGAAUAUCCUCAAGAGGAAAAUUGGCAGAAAGAGACAUUGUACAGUUUGUGCCAUUCAGGGACUACAUGGACCGUACAGGGAACCACGUGCUCAGCAUGGCGCGGCUGGCCAAGGACGUGUUGGCGGAGAUCCCAGAUCAGUUAAUCUUGUACAUGAAAUCCCGAGGCAUCAAACCCAACCAGACCCCACCAGACUGUAGUCCUGGCGGUCUCAGCCCCACCACUGCCAUAUGAGUUUACACAGACCAAGUUUAGAGACAACAAGCCACAGAUCAUCUCUCUCUGGAUGUCUGGAUCUCAAUCGCCACCAAUUUCAAAAGACUCCAUAUGAGUUUACAUGAUCUAGAGCAAAGGGCAAAGCAAUAGCUACAACUAUGGCUAUAGCUAACACCCUUCCUUUAGGUCUUACUUGUAUGACGGACUCUAUUCCCUGAUCCAGUGGUGCCGAUUUUAGUAGGCAGUGAAGUAAAUAAUUCAUUUUGGAUGCCACAUGUAUUCAAUCUAAAAUGCUUGGGAUCAAUACGAUUCUGCUUGGGAUAAGGCACAGAUAUUCUUAUGGGCAUGGUAUUAGUUCAGGUUUGGACCUUGUUCACAACCUUUAUUGCAGACUUAGAGAUUUACAGACAUGUUUAUAAGGGAUCCCCAGAUGACAAGAGCCUUUCACUUCCAUUUGUUUGUUUGAGAUGUAACUGAGUAGCUUCAGGACGCCUGUGAAAUUUAACUUUUUUAGGACAGGUAGUGAUACUGCAACUGGGAUCAGUAAACUGUCACAUGGUCAAAUUGUAACUAUAUUACCCUGCAAAGGUAUUUGAUACAGCAUAUUUGAUACAGUAGAAUGUUAUGUUUGUGUUAAAUUUGUAGAUACUUUUGCAGCAUGGUGUUGCUGGGACUUGGGGAAUGUCUGUAUAGUGAAUUGGGAGUAAUAUCUUUCAUGCUGGUAUUCAAUCUUUAGUUUUUUAGCUCUGUGACAUGAUAAGCUUUUUUAUUGUAAAGCAUGAAAAACAUAUACCCAAUUGUACAGGGUACCUACUGUAUUGUAUAUGCUUAGUGAAGACAAUAGAUAAGUUUUAUGAAGAAUUACACUGAUUGAGCAAUCAUUAUUAUUGUAUUUCGUUAUCAAAUAUCAGUUAACAAAAGCUAUGGACCCAAGUACAAGAGAAGCACAAGUAUUUUCUUAAUGUAAAAACUAAAUUGUAAACCAGCUCUAAAAUUCAUAAACCAGCAGAAACCAACACUCAUCAUGGAACACAGCAAAAGCCAAGCAAGUUUUGUCAAAUGCAACUAUAUUUCAAACUAACCAUGUACUUACAAAUGUACCAUUUUCUGGUAACACCAUAAUUCCUUAACCUCUUAAAUUCUAAAACUCCACGAUUUAGUUAUUAAUCUUAAGGCAUAUUGUUGAUUAAUUUUAUUAACAGAAUUUAGCCAAUUAUACUACAUAAAUUAUACUAAAUAAAUAACUACACAUAAAGUAAUAUGAAAGCUCUGUUGUUACAAGAGUGAGUAAUAAGAGUCUGGAUGCACCGGCUGGUGUAAUCUUGUUUCGGAUGUUUAGAGGACUAUGAGCAGAUGAACAAACAGAACGGUAGUGAUUUGGAACAUCAGCACAUUUCACAGUUAUUGACAGAUCAGAGAGAGGGAAUGUAUGGCAUUUUAAAUAGUAUAAGAGGCCCGCAACAUCAAUCAGCACUUCUCCUGGUGAACAAGUUUGAUUGCUUUCAUGUUCAAAUGUUAUGAUUUUGUCCCAGAUUUCAUUUUUGAUUGCUCAGCUUUCCAUUAUUCGAGAGCAUUGGUGAUUACAUGGAGAUGGCUGUCUGAGAGAGAGGCUGAAGCCUCACAAGGGCUCAGUUCCCAAAAAGAACGCAGGACAAAAUUAUUAUUAUAUUGUUAGAGAGCAAAGCAACAUGCACACUCAUUUUGGAAAGCUAGAUUCAGAUUGGUAGAUUGAUGAGUGAAUAUAAGGUAAUGUUUCUAAAGUAUAAUUUAAUUGGGUGCAUUGUAUUUUCCAGUUGCGUAUGGUGAAAAAUGUGAUUCAAUAUGACCUUUGACUUCAUGGAUUGCCUUUAGCACAUUAAGUCAAAGGUCUGUUUGGCUCAGUAAUCUGUGCAUUUUACGCACCGGCUGAAUUAUUAUCCCUUGUGAUGAUUUUUAUGGAUGAUAUCUGGUAUAAACUGAAUAAGUAACUGAUUUAUAAUGAUUGCUAAAUAAGGACAUGCAUGUUAAAUAACCUUAUGAUGUUACUGUUGAAAUCAUCUCAGUCAUGUAAAUCUCAUCAAUAAUGAAUUUAUUUAUAUACGUCAUCAAUAAUGAAGCACAAACAACAGUUUAGUAACAAUCAGUAUGUUUUAUUGACUUGUCUGAAUGGUUGUCACUAAACAAGCACAAUUUAGUAAAUAUUUACCAGAUAAAUGUAUGACAAUGUCUUAUUUUCAGUCCUCCUUUUAUAUUUAUUCAUUUGUUUUGCUGAACUAGCUUUGCUCACUUGCAAUUGCUCACUCAUACUCUAGUUACUUUCUUUUGGUGUGUCUGCUGGUGCAUUAACUAUAUUGUAAUAUUAGAUUUAAUGAACUAUCAGAUUUAAUUUUAAGGAGUUACUUUCCUGUAUAAUUUGACAUGCUGAAUUGUACUGCUUUAGAAGUUCCAUAAAUGACUUGCUGUAAGUCAUAGCCAAGGAAUCGUUGAUGGAUUUUGUCCAUAACAAUGGUAGCAAGGACCCC